AUGUCUGGGCCUUUGGAUGAGCGUUUGAGAAUUGCAGAGCUCAUUGAUGUUGGAACUUCUAGUCAUCAAAUAUAUGGUGACCCUUCAAAUCUAGAACUACAUCCUGCAUCUUGGUUUUCAGUGGCCUGGUAUCCAAUAUAUCAAAUUCCAGAAGGGAACUUCCGUGCAUCAUUUUUGACUUUCCAUUCACUAGGACAUUUGGUCCAGAGACAUAUUUCAAGUGAUUCUCUGAAUAAGAAUGUAUUCUGCAUUGCCUCCCCUGUGUUAGGAUUGCAAAGCUACAAUACGCAGGAUGAUGAGAAAGUUGAAGAACCGAAGGCAUCAAUGACUUUUAGUUCAAUAGAAGAAGUUUGCUCUUAUUAUAGGAGGUAUGCUAAGCAAGCUGGGUUUGGUAUAGCACAUAGAAGCUCGAGAAAAACGAAGGGUAUAAAAAGUUACGUAGUGCUUAUAUGUACUCGUGGAGGUGACGAGCGAGUUACAAGAAGUGAUGUUGCGAAGCCAAUUCCAACAAUUAAUAGAUCAGGGUGUGGUGCUAGGAUUUGUGCGAAAUUAUGUGGUGAUAGAAUGUGGUUUUUGAGUAAAGUUGUGCUGACGCAUAAUCAUUCGUUAAGCCUGGGUAAAGCGAGAUUUUUUAGAAGCAAUAGGAAAAUUAAUGAUGCUGCAAAAAGAAGACUUGAGCUAAAUGAUAGAGCAGGAAUACGUCUGAGUAAGAAUUUCAAUUCAUUAGUUGUUGAAAGUGGGGGGUUUGAGAGUCUUUCUUUUGGAGAGAGAGAUUGUCGGAAUUAUAUUAACAAGGCAAAAGACCUCCGUCUUGGUAAAGGGGGUGCUCAAGCACUUUGUGAUUACUUCAGAAGAAUGCAAAAGCAGAAUAGUGGCUUCUACUUUGUGAAAGAUAUGGAUGAUGAUUGUAGGUUACGAAAUGUUUUUUGGGCGGAUGCACGGAGUAGGGCAGCAUAUGAUUUUUUUGGAGAUGUUAUUACGUUUGACACAACGUAUUUGACCAAUAGCUAUGACAUGCCAUUUGCUCCUUUUGUAGGAGUGAAUCAUCAUGGUCAAUCUAUACUUUUGGGGGCAGGACUAAUUUUAAGCGAGGAUAUAGACACAUUUGUGUGGUUGUUUAAAUGUUGGUUGGAGUGCAUGAAUGGCCAAGCCCCUAAAGCAAUUAUGACAGACCAGGAUAGAGCUAUGAAAAAUGCAAUCGCUAUUGUUUUUCCUGAAAGUCGACAUAGAUAUUAUAAGACAUUUUGGGUGCCGGCAUACAUGAAAGAUACGUUUUGGGCGGGAAUGAGUACUACACAGCGAAGUGAAAGUAUGAACGCAUUUUUUGAUGGUUACGUGCACUCACGAACCACAUUGAAAGAAUUUGUUCAUGAAUAUGAUAAUGCUUUAAGGAGAAUGGUCGAGAGUGAGACACGUGCUGAUUUCGAUUCUUUCAAUCGCACAAUCCCAUGUAUAAGCGCCUUGCAGUUAGAGAAAAGUUUCAAGUUGUUUACACAAAUGCGAAGUUCAAAGAAGUACAUGAUCAGUUUGUGA
This is a messenger RNA of Alnus glutinosa, 1533 nucleotides long. RefSeq names its product protein FAR-RED IMPAIRED RESPONSE 1-like. The record is from RefSeq and is a predicted model, not a curated record. The coding region runs from base 1 to 1533 and encodes 510 amino acids. Gene Ontology annotation, biological process: regulation of DNA-templated transcription. The transcript has 5 exons. Lineage: Eukaryota; Viridiplantae; Streptophyta; Magnoliopsida; Fagales; Betulaceae.